AACAAUCCGUGGUUAAAAAGUUAAGACUCAUGACGAGUGACGAUGAGACUAGUAGUGAGUAUGAGGCUGUGUUGAGGAACACGUGCUGUCGAAUGUGCUGAAAUUCAGUUUCAAUUUCCGCGUUCCGCUCGGAGAUGCGGUUUUCAUUUCCGAAUACAAUACAAGCCAUGAUCUUGUUCCAAGGGAAAAGUGAUGCAGAGAAGGAAGCAGGGAAGAAGGGUUAUCAAUCUUCGCGCGCGCGCUGUAAUUUCGGAAGAUGCAGCCUCGACUAGGCGAUAGAUCAAAGUGUGCAACGAUCGCGCAAGCGACGACACCUUCAGUCCGCUCGCGCGCGAGUUUUGUUUGUAGGUUCGUCGUGUCUCGCGCAGCGAUAUUUUACGUUGAUCUCGGGUGGGUAGGCGCGGGUGUAGGCGAAUAGCGAUCGCGGUCGCGUGAACGGCGCUCGAGGAGGACGCCGUAGAUGUUUCCGGGAGACGUUCUUUUCGACGAAGCCGGUUUCCCCAGCUCGACCUCUCGUGCGGAAAUCGCUUGUAACGCAGAUGACGUUUCGCGGUGACGUCGCGGUUAUUCCUCGGGCGAAGCAACAACGGCAAAGGUAAACACCUCUCAUUUCCCGGCAGGGCAGUAGCUCCUCGACGUACGUCGAGUACGAGCGUCUUGAAAUGCAGAGACGUUAGUUCGAAAACCGAUCGCGAACAUUCAUGGUCGCGUGAAAUUUUUAAGACAUUAUGAAAUGCAGAGAUACGUCGUGUCAUCGCGCGGCUUGUAAAAAAAGAAAAUCCCCCUCCCGACGAAGCGACUCGUUUGACACAAUCUACCAUUCCGCAAUGAUUUCGUUGUCUCGUUAAGUUAAGCAAAUUCCGAGCGCGUUUGUGCUAAAAGAAGAGAACGAAGGAAAACACGCAGAGACUGCUCGCGCGAGCGAGUGAUGGGGAGCGUCUGCUAAUGCGCCGAUUUACCGAUGGCAGCGGACGAGACUGUUCAUAAUUCUGGAGGUACAACCACCGGCACCAUUACGACGCUCGAGGGUAAAGUUCCGUCGCGACGCCGACGGAAGAUCGAUGCGGCCGCACCGGCUCCGCCGCAGAAAAUGGCGAUCCCGGCCGGCAGGAACUUUGCCAGCUGCUACAUGGAGCUGUGCAAGCAGCAACGACUGCGACCGUUGCCGGUGAUAUGUGUGACCCUGCCGCACAGUUUGGACUUCACCACCGAUCGCGUCAAGAUGGACGACUGGGGGCCGAUCUUGAAUUCCCUCUCCCUCGAUCGCUCGCUCAGGUCAAUCAGCGUGCACAGCAGGUAUCAAUGUCGCAAGCCGCUGGAGGAGGUGAACUCCGAGGAUAAGGCGCGAGCGAUGGGGGGGAAGGCUCCAGUGGUCCUCACGCGCUACCUGCUGGAGUGGCUGUCGCAGAGCGUCGGCCAGUGCAUGAGGAACUCGAGCAGCCUCACGCACCUGGAGCUCGAGGGCAUCCCCUUUCCGGCGGACUGCGUCGCGGUGCUCUCCGUCGGGCUGUCGAGCACGCAGACCCUGCUCCACCUGUCCCUUCGACGCUGCUACAUCGGCGACGACGGCUGCGAGCUGAUCUGCCGCACGAUCGCGGACGCCCGUAGCCUGAGGUCGCUGAACCUCAGCUACUGCGACCUCACGUCGAGCUCCGGCGGCGUGUUAGCGUCCGCGCUCUCGCGGCAGAAAUUGGCGCUGUACCACGACACCUGGAAGCAGUCGCUGAGAUACCGCGAACCGAACCUCGAGGCGAUGCGAGGCCUCCGCCGCUUGACCCUGAACGACAACCCGCAGCUGGGCAACUGCGCCGUGCGGCAGCUGAUCGACGCGAUACGCGAAAGUCUCUGGCUGAAGGCAUUGGACCUCCAGCACUGCGGCCUGACCGACCAGAUCGGCCCGGACUUGUUGGAGCUGCUGAGCCAUAACGACACGUUAACCGUACUCGACGUCAGGAGGAACAUCAAUCUGAACGAGAGCCUUGCGAUGGAAGUGAUGCGCAGGCUGGAGGAGAACGAUGCCGAGGGCAAGUCGGAAUAUCGCUGGUUGAGACUGCAGACGAAAGACCAGCGGACCGCCGCCUCUUCGGCUACUGCCGCUCCAAGAGGCGAGAAUGAGCAGGCCGGGAAUCGGGCUGCUUGUCAGCUCCUUGUGGAGAGGAAAACUUCGCUCUUCGCGAAAACCAGGCCCGCGAGAAGGCCGUCCCAAGUGAUCCACCCUAGGAGAACAGCUCCAGCACCAACGAAGAUGAAGAAGACCCGAGCGCAAUCGCCGCCUGUGCGCGAUACCACCUGCAGUCAGCGAGACAACCUGCAGCCGCAGAUGCUCGAUGCCGUCCGACUGAUGCCCAAGGUCUCCCUUCACUUAGACCUCCAGUCUCGCAUUCAGCCGGAGGUGGAUCCCAGCAACCAUGACAUACCGAUGGAGAACCGAUCAGGACUCGAGAACGUCUCUCGAGGCUCCGGCAAGGCGAGCCUAGUCAGCCUGGACUCGACCAAGGUGGAUGUCGCCACGCAGAGCGUGGAUCUUCAAGACGAUUCGAACGAGAUGAAGAACAUCCUGAGACAACUGACGGAAGUCCAAGCGGAGUACGAUCGUCUCAUGGAGGAGACGAAGCGCGUCGACCUCCUGCUGCUCAAGGAACAAUCGCGUCGCGAGACCGCAGAGACCAACCUGCGAUCGGUGCAGAGCAACAUGGCGGAGCUGGAGGACGCUCUACAGAGGAACUACGAAACCAAGGGCUUCCUGCUGGUCAGCCAACAGUCCUUCGACGAGAUCUGCCUGUCUUUCAACCGACUAUUCGACAUGCUGGAGAACGUCGGCACGGACCUCACCGCCAGGACGCAGGACUCGCGCAAGAGGGCGCAGGCGGACAUCAGACGGCGCUUGGCGUCCGUCAUCAGGCAGACCAAGUCGGAGAACCUGAAGAGGGUGUGCAAGGAGAAGCUGGAGUCGUCGCGAUACAACGUCGACAGCGGACGGAAGUUCGCCAAGUCCGAGAGCGACGUGCGCUCGAGCCUGCCGAUCCCGGCGGUCCAGCUCGAGAGGAAGAUCGGCGAGAGCCCGGACGAGGAGAACGCCGCGCGUCGUCGGCGUCACGGCAACGCCGCCGCCACCUGCGACAAACCCAUGUCCUCCGUCGAGCGCGCCCGGGCGAUCUUCGCCAGCAUCGUCAACGGCGAUUCCGUGCUCGACUGCUACUAGUCGGCCGUGGAUCGACCGGGCGAACGGCCGAUUCUCCAAGGGCGAAGGGUGCCUCCAGGGCGACGCAUAUGUAUAUCUUGUGGAUGUAUAUAUAUAUAUAUAUAUAUACACGUGCGCGUUGGCAGCGUACGCCGCGCUUACAAUCCUUCCGUCAGCGAAAGGCAUUUCCCGACUCGCGCGAGCAACGCGCUCCUUCCGCCGCAGGACUCAUUGAGCGUCACGAAGAAGAGCGCGAGCGAGAACCGGCGUCCUUCGAAGGACGCGGCUUUUUCCUACCUUCCGUUCUCCUCGACGUGUAACAGCGAGAUGGAAUGGACGGGCGAACGUAAUUAUAUCGGACGACCCCUCGCGGUAGAAGAGUUCAGAUGCGCAUCUCCUUCGCAUCGGCCGGACUGGCGAACUCGACUCCCGACGAGAUCCAUUAUUUCGUAAGUGCGCCUCGCAAGGUGCAAGAACAGGGCAAAAUCGGUGCCGGCAGUGCGCUUUCUUUUCCGUGUCCCGAGUGACUCGCGGCUUAAGCCGAGCAGUUACGUUAAUCCGCGAUCGCGCGUGCCGCUGAUUUAAGAGUCCGCUGAAAGAGUCUGCCGGGCGCGGAGGUCGAAACCGUCGUGGGUCGUCUUUCUCUCUCUCUCUCUCCCUCUCUCUCUCUCUCCCUU
Messenger RNA from Harpegnathos saltator (Jerdon's jumping ant), 3858 nucleotides. RefSeq names its product protein Cep78 homolog. Gene Ontology annotation, molecular function: protein binding. The transcript is spliced from 2 exons. NCBI's taxonomy places the organism in Eukaryota, Metazoa, Arthropoda, Insecta, Hymenoptera, Formicidae. Gene Ontology annotation, biological process: cilium organization. The record is from RefSeq and is a predicted model, not a curated record. The coding region runs from base 962 to 3202 and encodes 746 amino acids. Gene Ontology annotation, cellular component: centrosome; ciliary basal body.